UUUCAAAAAACUAAUCAAAGAAAACAUUACUUCAAUUAAGACCAUUUAAUAGCAAACAAGCUGCUUCUCGAUAACAUAUUUAGAAUUAUUCGAAUUUAGUGAAAAGUGUUAAAUAAAAAACAAAGCGAUAAGUACUACCGCGUAUUUGGAAGUGACAUUUUCAAUUUUUUGAUUAAUGAAGUGUAAUAACUUAUGAAGUGGAAUAAACUCGAAAAGUGUUCCAGGGAAUAAAGAGGAAAAUGGGCUAUAGCGAUAUGUAUGACGAAGAUGAGGAAGUUGAUUAUAAUGAUGAGGAUUCCUUACUAGCAGCAACGCAAAGGCAAGGCGAAGAUGUUAAGCCAUGGGAUUCCUUCAAAAUACUUCAUCGGAAGGCAGAGGUCGGAUCCAUGGCCGAGUCUAAAUGGAUCGAUAACGGCAUAAUAGCAUUCAAGAUUUUUACAAUAGUUGCAGUAUUUUUAGUAGUUUUAUGCAGUGCCGUCACGUCUAAGGUAACAAUGUUUUUGAUGACAUCUCAGAUUAAGAAGAAUAUAACACGUCCCUACUGUAGUCGAGUCCUUGAUUCAAGCAGACAGUACGAAUUCACAGUUCCAGCCGUAGAACGUACAACCUGGAUUUGGCUCGUUAUAUUUGCAUACUGUGUUCCAGAAGCCGGAACAUUCUUUAGAUCUGUACGGAUAUUAUGGUUCAAAAGUUGGACUUUUCCAGGAGGCUGGGAUUUUUUAUCCCUACUUCUAACCGAAUCAUUGCCGGCCGUAGGAAGUGCAUUACUUGUUUUUAAUAUACUUCCUGAAAUGGAUGUUAUAAGAGGAGCUAUGCUAACAAAUGCUUUCUGCUUUAUUCCAAGUUUAGAAUAUAUUUUAAGAAACGUAAGAUCUUAUAGAAAAGAUCUAUGGUUUACAAUGACAGCGGACCUUCUGGCUCUGGCAGCUCAAGCGUCUGCUUUUGUGGCCUGGCCUCUUAUAGAAGGCAAUUCGGUUUUGUGGCUAAUUCCUGUAUCCUCAGUUCUUAUAUCUUUCGGUUGGUGGGAGAAUUUUAUUUUUGAAAAAAUAUCAAUACCUUUCUUAAGGAACAUUGCCAGAAGAAAAAAAGAAUUCCCAAACAGCAAAUAUUUUAGCUACUCUAUUAUAUCGAUCAUAAAAUGUUUAUUAUUCCUUAUUACUGCAAUCGCUAGUUUCCAUAUCAGAGAAGGCGAUGGCUUAUUUAUAUUCGACAAUUUUGUAAAUGCCUUUUCAGAACAUCAAAUGAAUAUAACUGAGGUAAUACCUCAAGUCAGUAAUACAAAUAGUAGUGUAGAUGACGCUGUCAGUACAGGUCAAAACCAAUACCUUAACAACAAAGUUCUUUAUCAGCUCAUCAUAUGGUUUGUAAAUAUCGCUUCGACCUAUAUUUGUUACGCAUUUGGAAAAUUUGCUUGUAAAAUUAUGAUUCAAGGAUCAAGUUUUGCAUUUCCAAUAAACCUUACUGUUCCAGUGCUUAUUACUGCAUUAGUAGCCAUAUGCGGGGCGUUUGCUAGGGAUAGUUGUGUUUAUUUUGGUAGUUUUCCGACAGAAAUAACCUAUCUGUUCUUUAACACCCCUCCGCUAAUAUAUUUAAAAGACUUUGUAGGCCAUCAACAUGCUUGGAUAUGGUUAGUUUGGUUACUGUCACAGUUUUGGAUCACUCAACAUAUCUGGACUAAUAAAAAUUCGAAGCUUGCUUCGACAGAACAACUGUUUAUGAAACCGAUGUAUGACCCUUUUCUUAUUGACCAGUCGCUGGUCUUAAAUAGAAGAAAUGUUGUGGAUGAAUUAGUAAAAAUAAAAGAUGACUCUCCAAUGGACGUAACUGAAAUUGACGAAGACAAAGUAACAAGGAUAUACGCGUGCGGUACCAUGUGGCAUGAGACCCACGAAGAAAUGAUAGAGUUUUUGAAAACAAUUUUCAGGAUGGACGAGGAUCAAGCGGCCCAUAGAAUAGUAAGGAAUUACCUACAAUACCCAAUCGAAAGCUAUUACGAAUGGGAAACUCACAUAUUUUUCGACGACGCAUUUGUAAGAAAGAAUAAAGAUGACAACGAUCCACACGUCAAUUCGUAUGUGCUGGAUUUAGUAAACACCAUGUCGGAGGCUGCUUCAGAAGUUCACAAAACCACAGUUCGUAUACGUCCUCCUGUAAUUUAUCCAACACCAUAUGGUGGAAGACUGGUUUGGACCUUACCUGGAAAGACUAAGGUGAUCGCCCACCUAAAGGACAAAGCAAAAAUCCGAGCGAAAAAACGAUGGUCACAAGUGAUGUAUAUGUAUUAUCUACUAGGACAUAGGAUUAUGGAUAACGAAGAGCUGACCCCAGACAGAGUUAAAUUAAGGUCCAGAAAUACUUAUAUAAUGGCUUUGGACGGAGAUAUCGAUUUUCAACCGGAAGCCGUACAUUUGCUGGUUCAGUAUAUGAAGAAAAACGAUAGUUUAGGAGCCGCUUGUGGAAGAAUUCAUCCUGUUGGAUCUGGAGCAAUGACAUGGUACCAAGUAUUCGAAUAUGCUGUCGGUCACUGGAUGCAAAAAGCAACCGAGCACGUUAUCGGUUGCGUUCUCUGUUCCCCAGGUUGUUUUUCAUUGUUUCGAGCUGGCGCCCUUAUGGACCACAACGUUAUGGCCAGGUACACCACCAGAUCUGAAGAGGCACGUCACUAUGUCCAGUACGAUCAGGGCGAAGAUCGUUGGCUGUGCACUCUUCUGCUUCAAAGAGGUUACAGAGUGGAGUAUUCUGCAGCUUCCGAUGCUUAUACCCAUUGCCCAGAAGGUUUCAACGAGUUCUACAAUCAAAGGAGAAGAUGGAUGCCAUCUACGAUGGCUAAUAUACUAGAUUUAUUGCAGGACGCAAAACACAUUGUUAAAGUUAACGAUAAUAUUUCUUCGCUAUACAUUUUCUAUCAGAUUGUUUUAAUGGUAGGCACUGUUAUUGGACCAGGGACUAUUUUUCUUAUGCUUGUCGGUGCCUUUGUAACAGCGUUUGGUCUUCCCCAAUGGACCGCUUUUAUGUACAAUCUAAUACCUAUUGCAAUUUUUGUUUUGGCUUGCGUCUUCUUCGACUCGAACACUCAGUUAACUAUUGCUGGAAUUAUCAGUGGAUUCUAUGGUCUAGUAAUGAUGGCAGUAAUAAUUGGUGUAGUCAUGCAAAUAAACCAAGAUGGAAUACUAGCACCCUCGUCAAUGUUUUUCUUUCUUAUGGUUGCUGAAUACAUAAUCGCCGGUCUAAUACAUCCAAAAGAACUCUAUUGUCUGAAAUAUGGAAUAGUAUACUUUGUUACCGUUCCUAGCAUGUACAUGUUAUUGGUAAUAUACUCUGUCUUCAAUAUGAAUAACGUCAGUUGGGGUACAAGAGAAGUCACAGUUGUGGCAGAAAAUCCGAAUCAACCGAAAGAAGUAGUAAAAGAGGUAAAGAAAAAACAUUCCGCUAUUGUCGGUAUGUUUUACAAACUGAGAGAUUUUUUCAUGGAAUGUUGCAACGAUUCCAAACACUUAAUAAUGAUUAGCAACUCACUAUCCAAUAUCGAACUGAAAGCUGACCACAUAGAAGGAAGAUUAGAGUAUUUGGAAAGAAUAACAUUAGAUCCCGAAUCAGCAGAAAUUAGAAAAACGAUUUCAAAAAGAAAAACUACUUUUGUGGAAGGUGCGAGAGCAUCAGUACGUCCAAGACCCAGUAUGCGUCCUACUACAAUAAACAGACCGAGUCUCAGCUAUCCAAUGGAAAUCAUUAACGACACGUAUGGUGACUUUGACGAUGAUAAUGAUUCCUUCGACACUCCGUCUGAUGAUCUGCAAAAUAACAGCUGGUUUUAUGAUGGCGAGCUUUACAGAGGACACGUAACUUAUCUUGAGAAGAAAGAAGAAAUAUUCUGGUAUGACUUAAUAGACAAGUACCUACACCCCAUCGAAGACGAUAAGAAAAAAGUUGCGCAAGAUUUAAAAGACCUCAGAGACAAAAUGGUUUUGAGUUUCUUUAUGCUGAAUUCAUUAUUUGUAUUGGUAGUUUUCCUUUUGACUCUAAAAAAAGACUUAAUUCAUUUGAAUUGGCCUUUCAACCCUACCAUUAAUUUCACCUAUACUGGAACUACGUGGGGUAACGAGAUCGUAUUAACAAAAACACGUCUUCAACUAGAACCUAUAGGAUUUGUUUUUCUUAUAUUCUUCUUCGGUUUAAUGAUGGUUCAGUUCAUUUGUAUGUUCUUGCAUCGUUUUGGUACAUUCUCUCAGAUCAUGGCCAACACCGAAUUAGAUUUGAAUUUAUUCGACACGAAGGUGGAAAAUAUGACAGAGGAUGAACUGUUAGAAAAGGACCCUAUUAAAAUAUUCCGAAAACUGAUCAAGCUAAAAGGAGUAAAUGGUGACGAUGAAAAGGAAGAAGAGGUAAACAGCCACGUGUCCAGAAGAACUACAGUAGCAGCACUGAUGAAAAAUAGAAACAAAAAACGAGCUGUUAUAAAUGACCUGGACACAGCCUUUGCCAUGAGAAUGGAGAAAAUUCGAAAUAACGAAGAAUCUGAUGUACCGAUUCCUAGGAAAACUGUGGCAGCUAUUAACAGACGCCGUACUACCAUUCUGAAACGAAAAUCUGAAAUGCAGUUUCCAUCAACAAUGUACAAUAACUUUCCCAAGGAGGACGAUGAUGAUCUAUAUACAACUCAUCAUUUCGAUAACCCUGCCUUUGAGGACGCUCCAGAUGAAGUCUAAUAUGUCCUCUAUUUGAAAGAGAGAAAUAAAUACUUGAAAUAUUUAUAUUCCAACAAUUUUAAUAUUCUAUGAAGUUAUUUUUGUAUCUAUGUAUUUUAUUUAUGAAAAAAAAAAGAAAUGUAUAUUUUAUUUUACCUUUUUUAUUUCG
Sitophilus oryzae (rice weevil) is the source of this 4854-nucleotide messenger RNA. It is a transcript of the gene Chs2, whose product is annotated as chitin synthase chs-2-like. The record is from RefSeq and is a predicted model, not a curated record. The coding region runs from base 240 to 4706 and encodes 1488 amino acids. Gene Ontology annotation, molecular function: chitin synthase activity. The transcript has 23 exons. NCBI's taxonomy places the organism in Eukaryota, Metazoa, Arthropoda, Insecta, Coleoptera, Curculionidae. Gene Ontology annotation, cellular component: cell septum; cell periphery.